Dentiscutata erythropus is the source of this 321-nucleotide messenger RNA. Lineage: Eukaryota; Fungi; Glomeromycota; Glomeromycetes; Diversisporales; Gigasporaceae. The record is from the annotation of a GenBank genome assembly.
AUGACGAAAGGAAUUUCUAGAAGUGAAGUUCAAAGAAUAUUUGAAAAACAUUAUGAGAGAGUAACAGCGACAAAACUAAGAGGACAACAACUUCUAAGAAGUAUAAAGAACCAGAACCAAAUAACAAAUGAACACCAAGAACAGAAAAAGAACUUAAUCAGCGAUAGACAAAAAAAAAAAAACACUUCUGGAACCAGUAAACGAAAAAUGGAAGACCAGAAAAGUGUAGUGUUACUGAUGAAAAUAAUUGUAGAGAUAAUGGAUAAAUUAGUGAAGGAUGUCAAAUCAUUACAAGUAGAACAACAACAUCUCAAGCACUGA